AUGCGAUCUCUUCAGCCAGGAAGUGAGCAUAGUGCCAGAUACGAGUCGGUUGACUCGGCAACUGGCGAGUCAGACGGUCCGGAUGCCAUCGCACAAGAAGAAAAUGUCGAGGAUAGGCAAAUGUGGACGUCCCGGAUCUUGACCAAAUCAUGCUUUGUGGCUUUUGGGGCUACAUUUGCCACAUUUAUUGUCGUCUUGGUGGUCUUAUAUGUAUGGUCUAGCCAGCAUCAAGGUCUCACAGCCACUCGGGAAAGUUUACAUUAUUUGUGGACAUAUGGACCAACUGCCAUUCUUACAAUCUUGGCGGCGUUUUGGAGUCUGGUUGAGUUCCGAACGAAGCAGCUGGCACCGUGGAAAGUGAUGCUAGAUGGGCCGGCCACCGCACAGAAUACUAUUUGUCUGGAUUAUCUGUCGCCCUGGAAUGUAACGGUGUUGUGGUCCUCGCUACGGCAGAGGAAUUUUCCAGUCUCAAUAGCAGUGGCGGGAUCAUUGCUCCUGAAGCUCCUUAUUGUUGUAUCAACGGGCCUUUUCGCUCUACAGCCCAUGGUGCUCCAAGACAAGGCGGCUUCUUUGAUCACACUGGAUAGUUUUGACGGACAGGGAUUUCAGAAUGCGAGUAUUGACUCUCGACCGACGACCAUGGAUUAUGCGAUCAAGGCCUACGGCGCGGAGUAUCCCUUGGGCACAACAGCGCAUUAUGCGUAUCAGACUUUCAACUCCUCGCAUUCUGAAGUCUCGUCGAACGUGUCACUGACUGGCGAGGUGGAUGUAUUUCACGGCGGUCUUUCCUGCAAUGUUUUGCUUGAUAACGUCACGAUGCCUCUUGAGACCCAGUCUAACCACACAUUCCAAGUAGACUCUUCCACCCGGGUCACAAUCAGUGCAGCGCAUGAUGGAGUCGAUCUACACAUUGAUCGUCGUGGCUGCCAAAUAUCAGCGGUCCUUAGAGAGGAUUCAUGGAGGACUUUAUUACCUGACUGUGACAGCGAGACACUCAUCAACUUCACCUCGGACGGAGAUCUUUCAGUGAAGAAUACGCAAGAGCUAUUUCUGCAGACCAGCAAGGUUUUUCGACACCGGAAUUCCAGAAGUAGAGUGCUUACAAUUGUCCACUGUGCUGUGGACUACGGCAUCUACCGCAGUAACUUGACAAUUCAAAAUCAAUUGGAUCCGGUGGUACAUUUGGAUGUUCCACAGUCCCCCGAGCGCACUAAAAGGAAGCUCGCGGGUAUAUCCAAUUCGGACAUUCUCACGAGUGUCCGGAAGGCAACACACGAGAUGCCACAAGAAGAAGUUCCAAAAACUGGAUUUGUUUCGCAGAACAGCAUGUUUUUUAACUUGAUGAAUGUCUCCAGCUCUGAGCCAUUUUCUUCAGCCAUGCUGGGUGGUGAGGUGGUCAAGACGAGCGCUGAGGAUGCUUUCAAUUCCAUUUCUGCCCAGGUGGCCAGAAAUUAUCUCUUGAAGCCAUCUCAUGACCCGUUGACCGGAACGAGUAUAAGCUCUGAAAAUCGGCUGGUUAUGCAGUCCUUGUCGUUUGGGCUCAUGGUGGGAAUUCUGGGGCUCCUGCUCGCUGCUAGUGUUGGGCUGUUCUUCACUGCGCCCCGAGCGGUUUGUUCAAGAGAUCCAAGCUCCAUCGGUGGAUUGGCAACAGUAGUCGCGACAAGCAAGGGACUGCAAGCUUCAUUUGAGGAUACCGGGUCGUGGGACAAUGACAGCAUUGAUCGCGCCACCGCUUCGAGACUAUAUCGUACAGAAGUUGUCCCUGGCCCAUCUGGGGAUGCGCAGUUCAGCAUUUGUGGCAGCGAUGAGGAGCCACUACUCAAGGCGGGCGAUCAUGACAAGACGGAAACUGGAGUGCAAGAAUGGUGGAGACCGUUUUCCGUGACUAUUCCGGCUCAGGUGAUCUGGUUCCUUCUUCCAGCUGGGAUGAUUGUCGCCCUUGAGGUUCUUCUUCAGCAUUCCAAAGCUUCCCAGGCCUUCACUAUGUUUGGCGUGAAUGUGAUGUACGGCAUGAUGGACUUCGGAGCACGGGUCUUCCAACCGUACAGCUUACUGCGGCGACAAGCGGUGCCAGCAUCCGUGGGCAUUCUGAACCAGCAGCUCGGAAAGUUAAGCUUGUCCAGCCUGUACGAGUCCGUAAGGCAGGGCCAAGCUGCCACCGCAGCCACUAGCAUUGCCGUGGUUGCCGGUGUCUUGCUCCCAAUCGCUGUCAGUGGUCUGUAUACCGCGCAGGCGACCACACACCUGACACCCAUCACUGCUUAUCAGGUGGACUCUUUCAACUUCAGUGUUCUGGGUGGGUUGGGUGACCCUCUUUCGAGGCCCUCUCUUAUCCUGCAUUCCAACAUGUCAUCCCCGCAGUGGACCUACGAAGAUUUGGCGCUGAGCGCUAUAAAGCUCCCAAAUGGUAGUGGGAGUGGUGAGCAGCAGAACAAAAGCAUCUCUUACACGGUCACUUUGAAGAUACCUGCGGCCCGAACACAGACAAAUUGCACGGCUCUCGAGGGGUAUCAACACAGGUUCAGUGAAUCUUCUUACGAAGAGGGAGUGAAACUCGAUAUCUCACUCCCAGAGCAUUGUCUAUAUUCCAAAAACAGCCUGAACCGACAGGAGUUGUUCUCCUUCGACUUCCCGUACUCCUAUUUUGGCCGCAUGGAUUACAUGCUUGAUCUUCAAUGGUCGGUCGACAUCGACAACUGCGGUACAUACAUUGCCACCACGGGGUUUGCUGACGAGGAGAUGAAUACCACCGCGACUAUACUGCUGUGUAACCCCUACUUCGAGACCGUGGAUGUAGAAGCUACCUUCGAGCUUCCCAACCUUGCAACUGACCGCAGAAAUCCCCCCAGGAUCGAUGAAAAGUCUUCACGGGUCCACAAAGAGGCAAAAUUGUCCAUCGAGUUUGACGGCUCCUUGUGGAAGAAUUUCAUGCCGGAAAUCCACAUCCGCGACUACCCAUACCCAACAAACUACGACGGGAUCUUCAGCGCCGUCGUGCACGGAGUAGACGGUAUCCUGCCCCCCGAGCUCCUCGACCUGCACAACAUCCCCCGCCUCCAAGACAGCGUGCAACGAGUCUAUGGUAUCAUGGAGGCACAACGUGCCAAUUUCCAGUACCGGCAGAAAUCACCGCAACCACCAGUGGCCGGAACACUGCGCGACCCGAACCGCAUCCGCCUUGUGCAAAGCGAAGUCUCUACACGGAUCCUCGAAGCGCUCCUGGGCAUUAUGCUUUUGUGUGCAAUUGUCACGUUUUUUGCUAUCGACACGAAGGAAACCUUACCUAAAAACCCGUGCAGUAUCGCUGCCCAGGUGAGUUUGCUUGCUGGGUCGGAGAUUUUGAGUACCGGGGUCACUCCACCGGGGUCGGAGUGGUGUAGCGAUGCCCAACUCCGGGAGAAAGGGGUGUGGGAGGGAUUAAUGAUAUCUUUUGGAUGGUGGAAUGUGGAUGAGAAAAGAAGGUUCGGCAUUGGGAUUGGUGAUGCGUGUGGUGGUGAGGAGAGUGACUAUGCAUAG
Molecule: messenger RNA, 3516 nt
Organism: Penicillium paradoxum
Lineage: Eukaryota; Fungi; Ascomycota; Eurotiomycetes; Eurotiales; Aspergillaceae
Product: DUF3433 domain-containing protein
Exons: 3
Coding region: 1-3516 (1171 amino acids)
Source: RefSeq, a predicted model, not a curated record